GUGGGUAAAUGAGAGGAGCUAGCGGCGUCCCGUCCCGCACUGUCAUCUAGUGUUAGCUAGCCGACAGCUAACGAAGAUGUUGCUAGCAAUUUGCAUGACAACAGCGAAAACUAAUAUUAGCUUUCUUCAGCCAAUCAAGUUCAGAGGACCAUGUAUAGGAAGUAAGCGACGGCAAUGGAAGGGAAAGGUCCGUACCGCAUCUAUGAUCCAGGUGGGAGUGAGGUCAAGGCCAGGGAGGAGGCUGGAGGGGGAAGCAGCUAUCGACAGCUACUGGAGGAGAACAGCAUAUUGAGGGAGCGGAUGAAGGGACUUAAGAGCUUAGGCGAUUUGCUGGAAGAGUCUCAGUCGGAGGCAUCGAGGCUUCGGCAGCGAGUGGAGGAGCUUGUGAGAGACAACGAAGCCCUGAAGUCCUCCAGCUUUGCUGCCAGUCUGUGUAUGGGAGGACCUGUUCAGACUGAGACACAGAGUAAACCCUGUUUGCACACCACUGCAGAGCAGAAGGAGGAGCAAACAAGCUGUUUAGGGAAGACCCUUCAGUCUGAAAAGCCUAAUGAGGCCUUAUCGGAGUUUGAGGUGGUGAAUGUGGAGGGAAAAACUUCAGAUGCCUUGACUGCCGGGUCAGUGGCAGGAGUAAUCCCCCUCCUUCCUCAGGAGAACAUCGAGCUCGCGAGCCAGCUGAAGAGGCUAGAGAGCUCUUUCAGCAUAUUUGCAGAGGAGUCUAACCCAAACCAGCUGUUGGCUCACCUUGGCCGCAUGGCUGUGGAGUUCCACCAUCUUUCCUCUAAGGUCCAAAAGAAUGAACAGAGAACGUCCCUCCUACAGACUCUCUGUGAGCAGCUCAGACAGGAGAACAAUGAGCUUCGAAAGAAAAUGGAAGAGGAUCAUCAUAUCAGGAAUCGAGACUUGGAACAGCUGAGACAGGAGAAUCAGAAACUUAAGGAGCUGGUCACAGGAGGAGCAACAGCGGCAUCGGCGACGUCGCCAUCUGACACCGAAACGCCAGAGGCCAAAGAGGAGCCAGUUAAGGAGGAAGCUGCUGCUGUCCGACCUAAAAUGGAGGCCUCAACACCGCAGAAGAGUGGAAAAGCUGCAGAGAAAACCCCAACUAAACCUUGUGAUGUAGAGGUGUACGAAAAGAAGAUCAAGCUUUUGGAGAAGCAGAGAAAGGAUGUACUGGAGGUGAACAAGCAGUGGGACAUUCAGUGGAACUCCAUGAAGUCACAGUUUGAGCAGAAGAUCACAGACCUCAGACAACGACUGGCCGAGUCCCAGAAAACGGUGCUGGAGCUGGAAGCCGAGCGAGAGCAGAGGCAGCGCGACUACGACAAGAAGCUGCUGCUGGCCAAGUCCAAGAUUGAAAAUGUACAGGGGGAGAAGGAGUGUUUAAACUCUGAAACCACUGAGCUGAAGCAGAAGAUUCGCUACCUUCAGGAUCAGCUGCUGCCGCUCAGCAAACAGAGAGAGUACCAGGAGAAGGAGAUCCAGCGCCUCAACAGGGCGUUGGAGGAAGCCUUAAACCUGCACUCCCCUUCAUCCUCCCAACAACCUCCUGGCCAGGGCAACUUUGCAGAUGCAGCCAAUAACCUGAAAAAACAGGAACUGCUCACUCAGAUUGCCGUACUAAAAGAACAGGUGAAAAUCUUUGAGGAGGACUUCAGAAAAGAAAGGAGCGACAGGGAGCGAAUGAACGAGGAAAAAGAGGACUUAAGGCGGCAAGUUGAGAGACUCCAGGGUCAGAUCACUAAUCUGACCAAUCAGCUUCAUCAGGCGCAGAACGAGUGUCAGAGAGAACGAACAGAGAGAUGUAAACUGGAGAGACUGCAGAUGCAGCAUCACAAACAGGGGCAGCAGCAGGAAAGACGUACCUCAGACCCCACGUCAGGCUCAGUGAACGGCCCGCUGAGCCCUCCCUACUGUGGUCCCUUUGUGCAGGUGGGACCGCAGGGCCUUGAGGGUUGGCCCAUACACUUCCCUCCCAGGAUGCCCAAUGCAGCAGGCGCCACAGCCGCAGCCGCCGCAGCACCACCCCCUGUACGAGACUUCCAGCCUGUUACCCCGGGUUUUCCUUGGCAGAUGUCAUUCCCUCAACCCAGAGGGGCCAGAGCAGCAGUAGGAGAGAGUUCGAGACCACCACCAGAGAAUGCAGAUCAGUCAGCAGCAGCAGCAGCAGCAGCAGCGGCGGCCGCGGCAGCAGCAGGAUUCGGAAAAAGGGAGCGACAGAACAUUGACCCUGGAAAGCACUAAAACGUCACCGUACCCACCGAACAGUCUGGGUAGUAGCAUGAAAUCAGUUUGUUUUUGAGUUGACAAGGUGUGAUUUGAUCUAUAAUUUUCCUACUGAACUGUAGAUAUCCUAUUGUAAUGUUGUUUAUACUUGCGUUUUAUAAGGCUAUUUGUGAAACACUUCGCUAUUCUGAAUAUAUACAUGAAAUAUUAUUUAGAUUUUUUUAUCGGGAACUUAAGUCAUUUGUUAAAUAGGUUGGAAUAAUUAACAUUGUUCAGUUGUUUUGGGUUUUUUUUCCAGAAAAAUAUUACCUAUGUGAUUGUUUCUCUGCAAGUACGUAACAACUUAACACUCGGUUUGUUACUUGUAGGGUUACAGGAAGCCAUUCCCCAAUAUGACUACAUAUACUCAUUCCAACAAUGAAUGAUUAUAUAGGUACACUGAAUCAUAGAAUUUACAAUGUGAAUGUUAAUUGAUUUAUGAGGGUUUCUUCAGUACCAUCGAUGUUAUAGAACUGUCCCAUAUGUGUAACUGUUCAAAAGUGGUUGUUGAAAUACAAAAAUUUUGGGAAAUGAAUUUUGAUGGUAUCAUACCAAAAACAUUGAUUGUGAUUAUGAUAAUUUAUUUAUAACCUGCUGUUUUGAUAGUUGCAUUGACUAAGUGUAAAUCAUUGUCUUUAGUAAUGCUGUUCUUUCUAUGUUGUUAGUGUAAUCCCAAUAUAUUGUAGCUAUUGACAUUGUAUGUUUGUAUCAGACACAAUACACAAUGCACAGUACAUACACAACCUUUUUCUUUUCCCCAUGAUGAUGGACCUAAUCUCAUUAAACAACACUUCUACUUGA
Molecule: messenger RNA, 3066 nt
Organism: Acanthochromis polyacanthus (spiny chromis)
Lineage: Eukaryota; Metazoa; Chordata; Actinopteri; Pomacentridae
Gene: tnip1
Product: TNFAIP3 interacting protein 1
Exons: 18
Coding region: 175-2244 (689 amino acids)
Biological process (GO): cellular response to lipopolysaccharide; regulation of transcription by RNA polymerase II; negative regulation of canonical NF-kappaB signal transduction
Source: RefSeq, a predicted model, not a curated record